AGCCUCCAUAUCCAUUCCAACCACACCUCCGCUCUCUUAAAUUUUCCGAGAAAAUUAGACUUCUCUUUCCUGCGGAUUUUCUCAUCCUCUCCACACUCUCCACCAUGAGAAUCCACUUCCGAUCCUGAAAAAUCUCCCUCGAAAAUCUUCCAACCUAUAACUUAUCUGCUCUCCCUUUUGCUCUCUCAUGGCGGCUGUUACUUCUCUAUCUUUCUCCACAUUGGGUCAAUCCUCUGAGAGGAGAGUCUCUGUUCCGUCUUCUCGUCUUUUCGUCUCCAAUUUCGACGCGUUUCGAAUCCGCACGAGCUUUUCCUGCGAUUCUGCUGGUGUUCGAGCUUCGAAUUCGAAUUCUUCAAUGGUUAUUCGGUGCAUGUCUUCUGGAACUGAUGUGCCCACCGUUUCAGAAACAAAGUUGAAUUUCUUGAAUGCUUAUAAACGACCAAUUCCCAGUAUCUACAACACUGUGCUGCAGGAGCUGAUAGUCCAACAGCAUCUGAUGAGGUAUAAGAUGACGUAUUGUUAUGAUGCUGUCUUUGCCCUUGGUUUUGUUACAGUGUAUGAUCAACUCAUGGAAGGCUACCCAAGUGAUGAAGAUCGAGAGGCCAUCUUCCAGGCAUAUAUCAAGGCACUAAAGGAGGACCCUGAUCAAUAUAGAAAUGAUGCAAAGAAGUUAGAGGAAUGGGCCCGUGCACAGAAUGCUAGUUCAUUAGUUAAUUUUUCAUCGAGAGAAGGGGAAGUUGAAGGUAUUCUAAAAGACAUUGCAGAAAGAGCUGGGGGUAAGGGGAGUUUCAGCUACAGUCGUUUCUUUGCUAUUGGUCUGUUUCGCCUUCUCGAGUUGGCAAAUGCUACAGAGCCCACCAUUUUAGAACAACUUUGUGUUGCAUUGAACAUAAACAAGCGAGGUGUGGAUCGGGAUCUUGAUGUAUACCGCAAUCUGCUGUCUAAGCUGGUUCAAGCGAAAGAACUCCUGAAGGAAUAUGUAGACAGGGAGAAGAAGAAAAUGGUGGAAAGGGCAGAGUCUCAAAAGGCUAAUGAGGCAAUUACAAAAUGCUUGGGAGAACCUCAAUACACAGAACGAUAAUUCAAGUAAUAAAUAUA
Messenger RNA from Camellia sinensis, 1098 nucleotides. Lineage: Eukaryota; Viridiplantae; Streptophyta; Magnoliopsida; Ericales; Theaceae. The record is from RefSeq and is a predicted model, not a curated record.